This is a messenger RNA of Anneissia japonica, 3638 nucleotides long. Its product is annotated as acyloxyacyl hydrolase-like. The coding region runs from base 257 to 1969 and encodes 570 amino acids. Gene Ontology annotation, molecular function: acyloxyacyl hydrolase activity; calcium ion binding. Gene Ontology annotation, biological process: lipopolysaccharide catabolic process; negative regulation of inflammatory response. The transcript is spliced from 19 exons. Lineage: Eukaryota; Metazoa; Echinodermata; Crinoidea; Comatulida; Comatulidae. The record is from RefSeq and is a predicted model, not a curated record.
AACUACUGGAUCCAACUUAUAGCUACGCGGGCUGCUUUUAUUUUAUGUUUUCUUACAAAGCUCGAGUGAAUUUCUGACCCCAGGGCUCAAAGUAAAUCCACCCUCUUCCCUGCUAUUCAAAUAAGGAAGUUCCGAUAGUCGCCCACUAAUAACACACAUCACGUGCGCUUCAGUUCCAGUCCCAGUUGGAAUUGUCAUUUGAAAAUCACGUUACAUGCUUCCGAGUUGUAGUUAAUUGCGUUCAAUACAUCCCAAUAUGUCACCGAGACUAUUCAAACUCACCAUCGGCAUCGUAAUUCUCGCAUUCAUCUCCUCUGGACAGGCCCAUGGUGUUAACGGAGGGACGGAGUGUGCAGCUUGCACGUUGCUAGUGUCUCUGGGAGAGCAGUUGGCUCAACUCCACAAUGAUACGGUUGUAGAUUCACUCUCUAAACUCUGCAAGUUGCUUCCCAGUACUUAUGAAAAUCCAUGCCGGGCCGUUGUUGCUUUAGCCGCUCCAACUUUAAUCAAAAUACUUGAAGAAGACGUUCAUGCUGAUGUAGCGUGUCAUGCUAUCGGAAUCUGUAGGACGGAUCCGGGUCAGAAAGAGUGCCGCAUCUUCCAGAAGACAUCCACCAUACGGAGAAAACUAGAUCAUAUAAAUCCCAUUUGGAAAGAAGAAAUCGAUAAACAUACGGUCGAGAAAAUACGAAACAGUAUAUGUGAUUCCCUUCCUGUUUUGAAAGCAUUGUGCAGAGAAAUAUAUACGAAGCUAGAUGACUACCUUCCAGUGCUGGACCUGGACAAUGAUAAAUUUAGUGAAAUUAAGACACUGCGUGGGUCGUAUUGGCGGGGGAGAGAUUGCAACGACGGACAGGCCGACUUCUACCCUGGGCGAAGACCGGUGAAUGAUGAUAUAGUUGAAGAUUCGAAUUGUAAUGGCAUAAUGGGUGUUGAUCCGAAAUCGGGAAAAUCUUACGAGGAAUUAUUCUGUAAAGGCAGUCGACCAAUGGGAUUGGCUAUACUUGGUGAUUCAGCUACGGCACACUUUCAUAUUCCUGUAAAUUGGUUUACUCCCGCUGAAAUUAACAAGGAUAUUUUCAAAGAGAUGCCUAUGGUGAUUGAUAACGAAUUUGAUUGGCCACAAGUUUCAUACUCGACAGGUUUCAUGAACACUUCCACUUGGAAAACAAUUGAGGGACCUACUGACUCGUUAUAUCUCCGUAUGCGUCAACGAAAUCUAUGCAACCACAGAGAUUACCAGAAUAUUGGUGUCAAUGGUGCAACAACCGUUUCGAUGAACAGGACAGUUCAAUAUAGUCUUGCACGUGACCAAAAGGCCGACAACCCAUUAGUGGUGAUUUAUUCGUUGCUCGGAAAUGACGUAUGUAAUUGGCACCCAGACACUAUUGAUCACAUGACCAAACCAGCAGAAAUGAAAGCGAGUGCAUUAUCGUCGUUGAAAUACUUGGACAAAGUACUCCCAAACGGCAGUUUGGUGUUGAUGACGGGAAUGAUGGACGGAAGAAUACUGUACGACACGUUAGCAGACAGGUUCCAUCCUUUAGGCCAGCUCAAUCAGGACGUCCGAUACAGGGACAUCUACGAGUAUCUAUCUUGUCUGCAGGUAUCGCCAUGCAACGGAUGGCUCUCCACCAAUGAAACGCUCAGAAAUAUUACGUCAGAGAGGGCAAGGCAACUUAGCGAGGCAAUUAAAGAGGCAUCGCAGAGUCAGAUGUUCGCAAAUUUUAGAGUAGAAUAUAUAGAUUUUGACUUUCACGUUGUAAUCAAUGCCUGGAAGAAACAAGGAGGCAAGGCAUGGCAGCUUAUCGAACCAGUGGAUGGGUUCCACCCGAACCAGUUCGCCCACGCACUCACAGCGGACUACAUAUGGAAAACACUUGAAGAUAAGUUUCCAGACGAAUUUGGAAAAGUCAACCCAAACAAUGAGAACAUUCUCAAAAUAUUUGGUGAUCAGAACGGCUACUGAACUCUCGUCAUUCAGUUGAGACUGUAAAAACGCGUCUUUCAAGAUGCCAACGUCUUGUUAACACCAAAUCUAAAUUGUCGAUACCUUAUAUUUUUAUAUGCUGAACCACUAAUACGUCAUCAGCCUUUUGCACACAGUUCUUUUUAGCACGCCUCAAACGCACUAACAAUUAUAAUUAAAUUGUAUUAAAUAAUAUGCAAAUUAACUGCUGUCAUUUAAAACAAAAUCGAUUAUACACCAUAUCUCUUAAUAUAAGCAUAUCAUUUAUGGAAAAUAUAGUUUAUAUAAAUUGAUGCAUAAAUUGUUCCCGUACGAUUAAAAAUCGUAACGGUACUGGGUUUGGUCUACAGGAGUUCGUGCUUCGAACAGGUCAUUCCAUUCAUAGAAGAAGCCUUUUGAUGGAGAAAGUGUACCUUUUUAGCAAAGGUUUGCCUAGGUCGAAGAUCAGACUAAAAAUUUUACUCUUGAUUAAUGCUAUCAUAAAUAAAUUCAUUGAGAAACAGAGGAUUCGUACUUAAUAGGCCAGCAGUAUUUGCAGAUAGAGCUACUUCCAACGUCCAAUUCGAUCGUGCAAUAAAUUUGUUUGAAGAAACUUUUAUGAUAUUAUUAAAUUGUUUACCAUUGAAGUUUUUCUAACAGAGAUCAGACUAAAACGCUUAAUUUUUAUCAUACAUAAUUUUUAUCAUACAUAAACAAAUAUUUGACACCCAGAGGAUUCGUACAUAAUAGGUCACUAAUAUAAAAUAUAAAUUUGUUUGAAGAACAUUUGGUGAGAUCAUCUAUUGGAUAGGGUUAUCUUCAUACGACUUCUCAGAAUGGAUACCUUGUUCAAAGCAAAAAUCAAGUUAUCUUUACCCAGUACCGCUCGUAUAUAUUUUAUUCGUGCAGGAAAUUUUUAACCUAUGUUAUGUGCCUGGUAUUAUAUCCAAAUUAUCUACCUAUCAUCAAGGUCAACCUAUCCUCAAAAAUAUAUAAACUUGUAAUCUCUGCAGAAUUAGCCUAUUUAUUGAUUAUUAGCACUUGUUACAGGAUUAACCAAUCCUAGUCUGCCAUUCAUAUUACCAAUUCUACCAUGCAAUGUAAACCCAAUUACUGUAUCUACUCUGAUCAUUCUGAAUUUCAUACACUUUUAGGUACUAUAGGACUAGGAAAAAGGAAAAAGAAAAUAAAGAUAAUUAUUUGUGUUUGGAAAGUAACGUUUUUUUCAAAAUGGUGUUGCGAAUAUACUUCUUAACCUAAUGCAGGUCACACCAAAUCAGAUGCAAUAUUAAUUAACAUUGUUACAACUACUUCAUUACGGUAACAUAGGCCUAAUUUACAUAAUCUGUUUUUAAAUAAUAUCCCGUACAAUUUACCUUUCUCAAUCACAAUAUCGAAGACUCCUAAAUGAAAUGGAUAAUAGUUGUCUUGUUUAAAAUGUUUAAUUUGUAGUAACUUAUUUUCUAUACGAAUUCUUUAAUAGUUGUUUUGUUAAAAAUUAGUUAAGAGUUGUCUUGUUUAAAAUUUUAAAUUUGAAGUAAAUAAUUUUGUAUAUGAAUUCUAUGUUUAAACACAUACAUACUACUGUACAUGAAUAGUGGAAAAAAAAGGCAUUCGUUAAUGCCUUAAUACUGAAUAGGCCUAUAGACUAAGAAAUGCUAAUGCAAUUGAUACUAAAUCUCAUUUUAUA